Messenger RNA from Elephantulus edwardii (Cape elephant shrew), 1342 nucleotides. RefSeq names its product transformer-2 protein homolog beta-like. The transcript has a single exon. Gene Ontology annotation, biological process: positive regulation of mRNA splicing, via spliceosome. The coding region runs from base 84 to 947 and encodes 287 amino acids. Lineage: Eukaryota; Metazoa; Chordata; Mammalia; Macroscelidea; Macroscelididae. Gene Ontology annotation, molecular function: RNA binding. Gene Ontology annotation, cellular component: spliceosomal complex. The record is from RefSeq and is a predicted model, not a curated record.
UGCUACCGAGCCUUGAGAGGGAAGGCCCGAGAGGUUGACAGUUUCGUUUGAAGCUCAUCGAGCGGCGACUGCAGCUAGGAGUCAUGAGCGACAGCGGCGAGCAGAACUACGGCGAGCAGGAAUCCCGUUCUGCUUCCAGAAGUGGAAGUGCUCAUGGAUCUGGGAAAUCUGCACGGCAUACCCCUGCAAGGUCUCGCUCCAAGGAAGAUUCCAGGCGUUCCAGAUCAAAGUCCAGGUCCAGACCUGAAUCUAGGUCUAGAUCCAGAAGUUUUCGAAGACAUUACACAAGGUCCCGGUCCCGCUCUCGCUCCCAUAGGCGAUCCCGAAGCAGGUCUUACAGUCGAGAUUAUCGCAGACGUCAUAGCCACAGUCAGUCUCCCAUGUCUACUUGCCGGCGUCAUGUUGGAAAUCGGGCAAAUCCUGAUCCCAACUGUUGUCUUGGAGUAUUUGGGUUGAGCUUAUAUACCACAGAGAGAGAUCUAAGAGAAGUAUUCUCUAAAUAUGGGCCCAUUGCCGAUGUGUCUAUCGUAUAUGACCAGCAGUCAAGACGUUCAAGAGGAUUUGCCUUUGUAUAUUUUGAAAAUGUAGAUGAUGCCAAGGAAGCUAAAGAACGUGCCAAUGGAAUGGAGCUUGAUGGCCGUAGGAUUAGAGUUGAUUUCUCCAUAACAAAACGACCACAUACCCCAACACCUGGAAUUUAUAUGGGGAGACCUACUUAUGGCAGCUCACGUCGCAGAGAUUACUAUGACAGAGGAUAUGAUAGGGGCUAUGAUGACCGGGACUACUACAGCAGAUCAUACAGAGGAGGAGGUGGAGGAGGAGGAGGAUGGAGAGCUGCUCAAGACAGGGAUCAGAUUUACAGAAGACGAUCACCUUCUCCCUACUACAGUCGUGGAGGAUACAGAUCCCGUUCCAGAUCUCGAUCAUACUCUCCACGCCGCUAUUAAAGCAUGAAGUUGAAGACCGAGACAUUUCCUAGAGUUUGGGAUGUUGAUUGUGGACAAUAUUUUUUUAUUGUCUCCUGUUUAAAAAGUGAACAGUGCCUAGUGAAGUUAGGUGACUUUUACACCUUUUAUGAUGACUACUUUUGGUGGAGUUGAAAUGCUGUUUUCAUUCUGCAUUUGUGUAGUUUGGUGCUUUGUUCAAAGUUAAGUGUUUUCAGAAAAGUAUGUUUUGCAUGUAUUUUUUUACAGUCUAAAUUUUGACUGCUAAGGAGUUUCUAUUGUACAAAACUUCAUUUAAAAGGUUUUUCUACUGAAUCCAGGGUAUUCUGAAGAUCAAAGCCUGUGUGUAAAAUGCUACCAAAUGGCAAAAAAGUAACAAUAAACAGUUUUGAUUUUUA